AUGGGUGACUACUCUAAAGCAGUAGAAUUCUACAAAAAAACAAUUAAAAUAAAAGAAAAAGCUUUAUCUCCUGAUGACCCGGAUUUGGCUCUGUCCUACAACAACAUCGGUGGAGUGUAUAACAACAUGGGUGACUACUCGAAAGCACUUGAAUUUUACGAAAAAUCACAUCAAAUAGGAGAAAAAGCUCUGCCUCCGAAUCAUCCCGGUUUGGCUACUUCCUACAACAACAUCGGUGGAGUGUAUAACAACAUGGGUGACUACUCGAAAGCACUUGAGUUUUACGAAAAAGCACAUAAAAUCUUCGAAAAAGCUCUGCCUCCGAAUCAUCCCGAUUUGGCUACUUCCUACAACAACAUCGGUCUCGUCUAUGACAACAUGGGUGACUAUUCGAAAGCACUUGAAUUUUACGAAAAAGAUCUCGAAAUCACGAAAAAAGCUCUGCCUCCGAAUCAUCCCGAUUUGGCUUAUUCCUACAACAACAUUGGUAUGGCGUAUUCCGGCAAAGGAGACUACUCGAAAGCACUCUCAUUCUUAGAAAAGGCACUUUCUAUUCGUCAAAAAUCACUUCCGUCAACACAUCCUCUAAUUGAAGACACGAAAGAUAACAUUGACUAUGUAAAAAAGAAAAUAACUCGACAACAAGGUUUCUAUGAUCAAUAUUCAUCAUCAUACAGUGAUUCACAUUAUUGGCAUGGAAAUAAUUCAAAUUCAUAUGAUUUUUAUGGUUCAACAUUCAUCUCAUACACUUUUAAAACAAAAUGGUUUUACCCAACAAGUUUACCUGAUGGUGAAAUUGCAUAUACCCCAAAUGAAGAAAACUAUGAUUCCAUUGUAAAUGAUAUUACAUUAGAACUCAAUGAUAUUGCAUUAGAACUGUCAGAUGAUGACAUUACUGAUGUAUAUGAAGCAGGUGGUGAUGAUUGA
This is a messenger RNA of Rotaria sordida, 927 nucleotides long. NCBI's taxonomy places the organism in Eukaryota, Metazoa, Rotifera, Eurotatoria, Philodinida, Philodinidae. The record is from the annotation of a GenBank genome assembly.